Clunio marinus is the source of this 273-nucleotide messenger RNA. The record is from the annotation of a GenBank genome assembly. Lineage: Eukaryota; Metazoa; Arthropoda; Insecta; Diptera; Chironomidae.
AUGGUGAUUAAUAUUAAUCAUAGUCGCAUCGCAAAAGAACAAAGCAAUGUUCUCAUUGCACAUGGGAUAAACUCAAAUGAUCUUAGAUUGUGCUUUAAAGAAAAAAAAAAGAUUUCGCAGAAAAGCGCAGCAAAGAUGGAAGCUGAGAUUCAAGUUGUAAAACGAGAAAAUGUUUAUGGUAAUCAAGACAUGCGCUCAAACAUACGAACAACAGUAGCUGCUACUUACAUAUGCAAUGCAUCCAAUGCUACUGCUUUUGAAACAUUCGUCUAA